This is a messenger RNA of Protopterus annectens (West African lungfish), 2815 nucleotides long. RefSeq names its product mitochondrial rRNA methyltransferase 3 (gene MRM3). Gene Ontology annotation, biological process: RNA processing. The record is from RefSeq and is a predicted model, not a curated record. Bases 42 to 1424 code for a protein of 460 amino acids. Gene Ontology annotation, molecular function: RNA methyltransferase activity; RNA binding. The transcript is spliced from 4 exons. Lineage: Eukaryota; Metazoa; Chordata; Ceratodontiformes; Protopteridae.
CAUUGGUAAAGUGCACGUAGGGAGCAGAGGGUGAAUCAAAUAUGGCUGCGCUCAGGAGAAACGUGUGGAAUGUUAGUGUUAGGCUUUUUCUAACAAUUCGCCCACAGUGGGAUUUGGAAAUACGUCGUAAUGUAAGAGCUCUUCGGAGGAAGCCUGUGCGAGUUCUGUAUCCCGACAGCGAGUCGUCUGACAGUAGCCGGAGUCAUGCAUCAGAGCAGACUUUGGGGCAUCGUCUCUCGGCUCCACGGGGAAGAGAAGGGGCAAAUGAGAAGAGCUGUGAAAACCGCAGCCAGUUGGAACGGCAAUACGAGAAAUUUAAUGCUAGCAGUUAUUUAGAAAGGCAUCGGUCCAGGGAUGUUUUUCGAAAGUACCAAGGAUAUACCCCUAGAGGCGAACCCGGUGAGGUAGGCGGCAACCCCUGGGAAGGGCUCCGUUAUGAUAAAAUUGCACCUGGUGAUAAAAGACUUGCGAAGGUAGUUACCAUUUCCAAGUCAAAGAAGUUUCGUGAAAAGCAUGGGAAGAUUCUUUUGGAAGGGAGGCGUUUGAUCAGUGAUGCACUUGAAGCAGGAGCCGUACUAGAGACUCUCUUCUUUAGCAGUGUUGAUAGCCUGACUGAUUUUCCAGCUGAAAAACUGAAGCGAGCUAACCUUGUCAAGGUGAAGUUUGAGGACAUCAAAACCUGGUCAGACUUGGUAACCCCUCAAGGGAUAAUAGCAAUUUUUAACGUGCCUAAUUAUGCACAGAUGAAGUACCCAGAACUGUGCAUCAAGAAUUGCCUGCCAUUAUCUGUAAUCUGUGAUAACAUCCGUGACCCAGGAAAUCUGGGGACCAUCCUAAGGUGUGCUGCUGGAGCUGGAUGUGACAAAGUUCUUCUUACAAAAGGUUGUGUGGAUGUUUGGGAGCCAAAGGUGCUUCGAGCUGGUAUGGGGGCUCAUUUUCGUAUACCUUUGAUUGCCAACCUUGAAUGGGAAAGCAUUCCAAACUACCUAUCAACCAGCUGCAAGGUCUUUGCAGCUGACCAUCAUGGAUUAGCUACACUAGAUCAAGAUGUGAGCUCUUCAGGCAGAGACAAAGAUUAUGGUUGGGUUUCAAGUCGGCAAAACCCUAAAGUGAACCAGUACAAAGAAUGGAGUUCGUCAGAUGAUGACAGUGAUCUAGAGGAGAGAAAACCCACAGCUAAAUUUCACUUGCCUGAUGUUGGCAUUCAGUGUUACCAUGAUUUGUGGGCCCAGGGUCAGACUGCAGUUGUAAUAGGUGGAGAAGCACACGGACUGAGCAUGGAGGCUCUUGAACUGGCUGAAAGCACAGCUGGACAAAGACUGUACAUCCCUUUAGUACCUGGAAUGGACAGUUUAAACUCUGGAAUGGCGGCCAGUAUUUUGCUCUUUGAAGCAAAGAGGCAACUAACUUUGUUAAAGAAAUAAAUAGAUUCUGUUUCUUGUAACUGUAAAUGCGUCCUUGUCUAAAAGACCACAUACUCAAAGAGCACAAGCAGGAACACAUUGAGAGUGGACAGUGGCAUUUUUUUGCAGUAUAUCAUUGAUAUCCAGUAAAGCUCACUAGGUAUAUUUUAAUUUAUUUAAGGGUACUCAGAGCAGUGGAUGUUUAUAAACCUAGCAGUGGUUUUCCAUUCUGUAAGUAAAAGUGGUGGGAGACAAACCAAAUAAGCUAGGUGCAACACAUUCUUAUAAUCUCUUGGUCAGAGUGUCAGGUCAGCCCAGCUUAUUAAUUCUGGAAUUCGGUAGAUGAAUAAUUUUGAAGUUUUGUUUUUUGGCUUGUUAAGAACCUUCAUAUUAUGCAGAUGCCUUGGAUUUUUGGAGCAAACUACAAUGUGGCUGAUAAUGUUUUCUAUCUUUGCGUCCCAUACUAUGUCUUGUUAUUGGUGAGAGAUAUUACAUAGGCAAGAGCAUUGUCAGAGUCUUCAAAGCUGGAGUUUGAAUAUUCUGUGGCUGUAACAGAAGCAUCAACUUUAAAAAUUGCAUCAGUUACAUUUUUUCCAGUUUCGACACAGUCCAAGUACACAAAGGAAAAAAUGUACCUUGGGUAUGACAGGUGAUAUUUACAUUUGCAAGAGAAUGAUAAACUGUUGGCUUUAGGGAGUGCAUUGGUGAUGAAGAUUUCUGAUGGCAUAAUUGUCUUUCUGCAGCACUGGGUUUAGUGUUUUGUGAGCAGCUUAUGGAAAAGUAGUCUUAUUAGUAAUCUGUACAGACUGUAAGAAUUAAAGAUGCCAGAAUAGUGUUUAAUCCAGGAUUUAAUCAUUUAUAUUUUACUUCUAUAAACUUGAUAGCCCAAUGUUUUAGGAAUAAGCAACACAUUCCUUUGUGUUGAGAUUUCAAAGCUGUUACUUGGUAAAAUCUGUCUGCUAGUAAUUAUAACCAGAAACCUACAGUAAAGCUAAAGAAAGUAUUGCACGGAUAUUUUAUUAAAAUUGCAUGUGUCUGUUAUCUAUAUGAUGUGAUGUGUGCAGGGUUAUCUGAUGUCUGGCUUACAUUUACUUCUUGACAGUGAGAUUGUUUACUGACGCAUUGUAGCAUGCUUUGGUACAACCUAUUUUACUUUGUUUUUGUUUGCCAGCUGACAAUAGACGGAAACAUUCAGACCUUAUUUUGUAUGAAGAUUAUGUCUGGUGUAAUUGGGCACCAUAUCCCUCUUAGCUUAUAGGGAUGUUAUUUAAGAAAUAGUUAACCUGCCAUACUUUCUCUUAUUUUGUAAACUGCACUAGGCCCAUUACCAAAGCAAUGUUUGUUUUAAAGCUUUCUGUUGUAACAGCUGCUCAGGAAUAUUUUCUUCUGCUGUAAAACAUAUUUAACACUCA